AUGUUUGAGAUAGGACCUGUGGCUGGCUGGGGCCUCGUCUCCGACCGCCCCAGCUAUUACGGCCGUGUCGUUGAUCACUUCCCUAUCAACGCCCUGUCUGGCCUGACCGCCCAGGCGGCCAGAAAGAGAAUGCUACAAAGGAGGAAGGGGGAUUAG
This is a messenger RNA of Cordyceps militaris CM01, 156 nucleotides long. RefSeq lists its product as uncharacterized. Bases 1 to 156 code for a protein of 51 amino acids. The record is from RefSeq and is a predicted model, not a curated record. Lineage: Eukaryota; Fungi; Ascomycota; Sordariomycetes; Hypocreales; Cordycipitaceae. The transcript has 2 exons.